Messenger RNA from Physcomitrium patens, 2492 nucleotides. RefSeq lists its product as uncharacterized. NCBI's taxonomy places the organism in Eukaryota, Viridiplantae, Streptophyta, Bryopsida, Funariales, Funariaceae. Gene Ontology annotation, molecular function: protein kinase activity; ATP binding. Gene Ontology annotation, biological process: protein phosphorylation. The record is from RefSeq and is a predicted model, not a curated record.
UCGAGCUUGUGGCCAUCGUUGAGGUCGUUUCCCGAGGUCACCGAUUGCGUCUCCGGUGUCUCGGACGGGAACCGUCGCUGCUGAUGCUGCCACCGCCAAAUUCAACGUGGCAUAUUCACUUGCUCACGGCGGAGCGCAGUUUUUGCAGCUUUUUUUUUCGUUUUCUUUUUCGUUAGGGUUUCGCGAUUUGCAUGGCAGGGGCGUUGCACAUCCACCUCGGGAGGCUGGUUCUCUCGUCGUUGCCUGAUGCUUGUCAUCUGAGUAAUCGCAGUGAGGCGUUGGUUCAACAAGCUGCGUCUGAGAGGGGAGAGAGAGUUUGGUGGUGUGCGAGGGGUGCGAGUGCCGCGGCGGCGGAGUGUCGGUCAAUUCGGGGCGUGUGUCAGGAGCGCUUGAUCGGGGUUUAGGGGGUUUUUCGGGGGGCUGGUUGCGCUGUUGCGUAGCGCGUAAGCAUGUGAUAAGUCGGUUCAUCUGUAAGCUGCAGGCAUGCGUAUCCUGCCUGUUUUUAAAUUGGACCAAAUUCUUCGAUCCUCUCGCUCACGCGAUCGGGGGCGAUCAGGUUUCGACGAUGUUGCUGGUGCAUUCUUGAGGUCGUUCUGGUCGGUGAACUAUCGUAAAAAGUUACCUGAUUCAAAUGGGCGAGCUUAUUCUUUAGUUUCAGAUGCUUAUGCUGGCUGUGCGCAAGCACAAGCAUGGGUGACCUUCUCGGUGUCGAGGCGGAAAAUUUUCGGAACAGUUGCAGGGACAAAUCCUUCACAAGUCAUGCGUCAAGAGGGUUCUUGGUCUAUGUUUCAGGCUUGGAAAUUGUGGCGUUCGAACAUUCUGUACCGAGGGUCUCGAGAGUCCUCGUAUCGAGAAUGCCACCCUAGUAUCUAUUGGAGACCAGCGAUUUUUGUCAGUUUGGCUGACAGAAAAGGUCAGGUAUUUUUACAAUCUUUAGCCUUGUUUGUGGCGGGGGCUUGGUACCAGCAGUACAAGGCACCCUCCGCGGCUGAGCAGCUUCAUGGUAAUUGGGAGUUGACCAGUCAGACUCACGAUUCAAGCAUUGUUUCAGUGAUCAAAGAGACAGUCGAAGCAGUAUUGCUGUGGUGCAGGGUAGUAUUUUUGGUUGCACUCUUCACUCCGGCUCUUCUUGUUGGGGCCUUUGUCUCCGAUGCCGACGGUCCACUACGAAGAUUUUGGUUGCAUAUUUUGUUGCGGUCUCUGGAGGCUGCAGGCCCUGCAUUUAUAAAGUGGGGACAGUGGGCUUCGACACGGCCUGACAUUUUUCCGGCUGACAUUUGCGAUGAGCUGUCUAGGCUUCAUAUGCAGGCUCCUAAACACACCUUUGCUGAAACUAAGAAAAUUUUGCUGAAAGCUUUCAGAGUUCCGAUUGAAGCAUUGUUUGAAGAAUUCGAAGAGGAGCCUGUAGCAUCCGGCAGCAUUGCUCAGAUCUACCGAGCCAUAUUAAGGAAACCUCUAGGCAAUGGUCCUCCGUUAGUUGUUGCUGUGAAGGUCCGGCAUCCAAAGGUGCACGAACUAAUGCAGAAAGAUUUUGUUAUCAUCAGACAUUUAGCCGCUUUAUCUACAGUACUACCAGGUCUUAAGCAUUUGCAAUUGGAUAAGACUGUGCAGCACUUUGCUGCUUUCAUGACCAAACAGGUUGAUUUAACCUUGGAAGCUGCUCACCUUCAGAGAUUUAUUUAUAAUUUUAGAAAGUCGAAGGAUGUUUCUUUUCCGACACCUAUAUAUCCUUUGGUUCAUCCCACAGUUUUGGUAGAGACUUAUGAAGAAGGGCUUUCAGUAGCAAAGUAUGUGAACUCAGGCCCUCUAACCAAGAUACACUCACGGCUUGCAUACAUUGGCAGCAGUUGUCUCUUGAAAAUGAUGCUACAAGACAAUUUCAUUCAUGGAGAUCUGCAUCCAGGAAAUAUAUUUGUGCGUUUUGUUAAUAAUAUUCCCAAGGUUGUUCUACUGGAUGUGGGCAUGACAGCAGAAUUGAAUGCUCACAGUCGUGCGGUGAUGCUAGGUCUUUUCAAGGCUAUUGCGGCUAAAAACGGACGUGAUGUUGCCCAUUAUACAUUGCAAUUUUCGGAGGACCAAACUUGUCCUGAUCCAGAAGCCUUCAAGAAAGCUGUAGACGAUAAAUUUAAUGAAUACUUAUCCAUUCGGGGAACAGCAAAGAACACGGGCGAAUGCAUGACUGAAUUAUUUGACCAAGUUCGCCAACAUCGUGUGAACAUGGAUGGCGAUGUAUGCACUGUUAUGGUUACCACUCUGAUUCUGGAGGGUUGGCAGAGGAAACUAGAUCCGGAUCUUGAUUUAUUUAAGAUGAUGGGGGAGUUGUUGUCGGAAGCUGAGGAUGCAGUUCCUUUUUACUAUACCAUUAGUGCUAUUGCAGCUCCAUGAUCGGCCAUAUUUUGGUGACACGGCUCUAAUCUAUCUUUCUUCUACCCGUAAUGAUGUGUCAUAUGAUUUGAUAUGAAUUCUGGGCCAACGUGGUCCCCUGAUUUGAA